Papilio machaon (common yellow swallowtail) is the source of this 1072-nucleotide messenger RNA. Its product is annotated as zinc finger protein 85. Bases 13 to 1023 code for a protein of 336 amino acids. Gene Ontology annotation, biological process: regulation of transcription by RNA polymerase II. Gene Ontology annotation, molecular function: DNA-binding transcription factor activity; RNA polymerase II cis-regulatory region sequence-specific DNA binding. The transcript has 7 exons. NCBI's taxonomy places the organism in Eukaryota, Metazoa, Arthropoda, Insecta, Lepidoptera, Papilionidae. The record is from RefSeq and is a predicted model, not a curated record.
CUGAUAACUAAAAUGAAAGAAGCAAAGAUUAAACGAAAAUUAAAAGAAAAGCAAAGAGCUGCAGAACUUGAUUUAAAAAAACUAUGUGGUAUUUGUAAAGCAUCAUUUGAAGAUAGUAAAGAAUUAUUUGAUCACUUAGAGGGUCAUAAAAAAGAUAAAAUGUGUCAAUUAUGUCAUGAAACAUUUACUGAAUGGCCGGAAAUACUAGGCCACAGAUUCCGGCAUACUCCAGAUAGUCAAAGAAGGUGCCAUUUAUGUAAUAAAUCUUGUAUGAGUCAUGUAUAUAUGGAGCAUCAUUAUAGAAAAAUGCAUUAUGAUGGAAGUGUUAGGUUAAAAUGCAACCAGUGUGAUAGAACAUAUGACACACCUCGAAAUUUAAGAAAACAUAAAUCGAGUGUACAUUCUGAUAAACAGUUCAUCUGUGAUGAUUGUGGGGAAACAUUCAAUACAAAAGGGAAAAUUAAAACACAUGUAUUAAGACAUACAACUGUGAAGCCGCAUGUUUGUAAAUUUUGCGGAUAUUCAACCAAAUAUGUUAGCAGUCUGAGGGAUCAUAAUUUAAGAAAACAUACAGCAUUAAAGGUUUAUUGCAAAGGCUGUGGUACAGUGUUUUCAUGUCAAGAAAAACUUGACAAACAUGUUUGUAAGCAAAAGUCAAGAGUGUGUCCAAUAUGUGGCUUGAAAAUGCAUAAAUCGGAAAGAAUACAUAGUCAUUUAAAAACUCAUGAAAAAGAAAAGCCGUACAAAUGCGAGCUGUGCGCCAACACGUAUAUGAGUAAAGUAGCACUAAAGGCGCACCUCGACAAGCACAACGGUAACCGCACCAAGCAGUGCGAGUACUGCCCCGCAACAUUCUACUACGGUUCUGCUUUGAUCAAACAUCGCCGCAUACAUACAGGAGAACGUCCGUACGUUUGUAAAACUUGCGGUAAAAGUUUUACCAGCAAUUCUAACCUCAAAGUACACAGGCAGAUCCAUGGCGAAUACUUGAUAAACAAGAUAGUCAAAACUGAAGAUAUAUAAGCAACUAGCUUUUACCCGCGACUUCGUCCGCGCGGAAUAAAAAAAAAAA